UCAAACAGACAUUUUCUUUCUUUAUCUUUCUUGCUUCCUCUCCACUUUCCUCCGCACUCUCCUCCUCCUUUUCUUUUUCUCUGCUUUUUUUGAGCUCAUACACACAACACUCUUUCUCCUUGUCUUUUUUUCUUCUUCUUUUAGUUUCUUUUUUCUAUUCCUGAAUUGAGUGACCUUCAAGAACUCUUCUUAUCAUCAUUACAUGUCCUUUUAACUCCACCCUCCUUUCACCUUUGCUUCCUUACAUGUCCUAAAGCAAAGCAACGCACCUCCCUCAAGAUAGAUUUUUUUUUUGCCAGGCAAAUUAAUUUCCACUCCAAUAUAAGUCUUCUUUCUUGAUUCUUCGUUUUGACUCCAAUUCUUCAUCUGGGUCAUCUAAACUUUUCUUAGAUUCACUUCAAUUUUACCUCUCUUGUUAUCAAGAUAAUUGUUUGUUACUUUCUUUCCUUUCAUCUCAUGGAAAGAGAUAAGUUGUUUGUGAGCGAGGGAGCCAACACAGCAGCAACCAUUUGGAAUUCUUGCAGUUUUGGAAUGGAAAUGCAAGCCAAUGAGCUGAGUUGCGGUCCAGAGAAACUUGCCAAUUGCUUUCUCAAUCCCAAUUGGGACAACUCAUUGGAUCAGAGCGAUCCCUUUGAGUCUGCUUUGAGCUCCAUUGUCUCAUCACCUGUUGCAUCCGGUGCCAACGCAAACGCCAACGCCAUUCCUAAUGCUGGCGUUGGUGGUGACAGUCUUAUGAUUAGAGAACUUAUUGGAAGACUAGGAAACAUUUGCAAUUCUGGAGACAUUUCACUACAAUCUUUUGUUAACAAUAAUAACAAUAGCACUAACACUUCUUGCUAUAGUACCCCAAUGAAUUCCCCUCCAAAGCUGAAUCUCUCGAUGAUGGAUUCACAAAUGAGAGGAAACCUGCCAAUUCCUGGAAACAGCGUAGUAAAGCAUCCAGGUUUAGCACCAUUUCCAGCUGAUUUUGUAGAGAGGGCUGCACGAUAUUCUUGCUUUGGUAGCAACAAUCCUGGAGGCAUCAAUAAACAAUUCGGAUUGAAUGAAUCCGAAUUGAUUAAUAGGUUGAUGCCACGAGUAGAACCUGGUAAGCUCUCGAGAGUUUCGAGUAACAAUUCAAUGAAGGUCACUGUAUCGCAAGCAAAUGUUCAAGAAAGCAACAAGAGCUCACCCCAGGAUGGGAGUUUGAAUUCUGAAAAGAAAUUCAGUAGGCAGUCAAGGCCUACAACAUCAGAGAAUGGAGAUUCCAGGGAAGAAUCUUCAUUGUCUGAGCAGGUCCCAGGUGGGAAAUUGAGCAUGAAAUCCCAGAAUGACGCCAAUUCCAGGAAAAGAAAAUCAAUUCCCAGAGGAAAAGCCAAAGAAACUCCCUCUUCAUCUCCAUCUGCUUCUGAUGUCAAGGUUGCAGCAGAGAAUGAUGAAUCGAAGGCAAAAAGAAGCAAAUCGGAUGAAACUAAUGGCAGUGACAAGGAUACAGCAAAGGAAAAGGAAGAAGAAAAUGGAAAUCAGAAACAGAACAAAAAUAAUUCAAAGCCGCCAGAGCCACCAAAGGAUUAUAUCCAUGUCAGAGCCAGAAGGGGUCAGGCUACAGAUAGCCACAGUCUUGCUGAAAGAGUUAGAAGAGAGAAAAUCAGUGAAAGAAUGAAGUUCCUCCAGGAUCUUGUUCCCGGAUGCAAUAAGGUUACUGGGAAAGCAGUGAUGCUUGACGAGAUUAUAAACUAUGUACAGUCAUUGCAGCGCCAGGUUGAGUUUCUGUCAAUGAAGUUGUCAUCUGUGAAUCCGAGGAUGGAGAUCAACAUGGAAACUUUGUUGUCCAAGGAUAUUUUCCAAUCCCGUGGAUCUAUGCCACAUAGUCUUUAUCCAUUAGAUGCCUCCACGCCGGUAUUCCCUUAUGGUUACCAAUCCCAGCAAGGGUUAGCCCUGCAAAAUGGCAUGCCAAGCAAUGCCGAAACCCAGUUCUCUAUGAACCCAUUAAAUGCUGCGUUGCGGCGAAACCCGAGCAUGCAUUUGCCACACCUUGAUGGUUUCGGUGAUCCUGCUGCUCUUCAGGCCUCAGCCAUGUGGGAAGACGACCUUCAAAGUGUUGUGCAGAUGGGAUAUGGUCAGAAUCAUCAGGAGAGCUUUCAAGGCUCAGUGCCCUCAACUCAAAUGAAAAUUGAGCUAUAAUUAACCAAUAAACAGUCCCUGAUCCCACCGAGGCUCCCCCCAAGAGAGAGAGAGGCCUGCCUCAGCAUGUACAGCCAGGUUCCAGAAUUCGCAUCACUCUUUAGCAUGGAGAAAGACACCAUUUUUUUGUUUCAAGUGAUUUAAGCAACUGAUUCUUUGGAUAAUUCUUAUAUAGAACUCCUUACAUUGUAAAAUCUAGAACUAAUUGCAGUGCUAUCCAACUAUUCUACAAUAUAUAGCCUACAGUCACAUUUAAGGAAGAAGUGUGCUGGAGAGUUGAGAGAAGUUUUUUUGUAAUCUUUUUUACUUUAUUGUGUAUUUGUAUUGCCUUACCAUUGAGAAAUAUUAUCAGAUAUUCAUUGAGUUUACACAAAA
This is a messenger RNA of Populus trichocarpa (black cottonwood), 2538 nucleotides long. RefSeq names its product transcription factor bHLH77. The record is from RefSeq and is a predicted model, not a curated record. The transcript has 8 exons. Gene Ontology annotation, molecular function: protein dimerization activity; DNA-binding transcription factor activity. NCBI's taxonomy places the organism in Eukaryota, Viridiplantae, Streptophyta, Magnoliopsida, Malpighiales, Salicaceae. Gene Ontology annotation, cellular component: nucleus. The coding region runs from base 457 to 2163 and encodes 568 amino acids. Gene Ontology annotation, biological process: regulation of DNA-templated transcription.